CGCCUUUUUUGCCAAAUUUGUCCGCGUGUCCCGAAGGAGAAGUCAAACUGAUGGGAUGUGCUAUGGGAACUGAGUAACAGCUGUUUGGAUAGACGAGCUCUGCAGCUGAGAGAAGGAGAAAAACAAAGUUCUUUAAACGUUUCCCCUUUAAAAAAAAAAAGGAAGAAUUGAAGGAUUGAACCCCAGCAGAGUUGGAUAUGGAUGGUGUUGCUUCUGGAGUCCGCGUGUCGGAGCCUGCAGCUGGGAUGCACUGCGCAUCUGAGCCGCGACGUUUCACUCCAUGAUGCGGGACCAAAGCUGCACCUGACAACGAGAAACCUGAACCCAAUCCACAAGGAUCUACCAUGUCCUCACUGCUGACGAGGAAGCUGGCUCUGUGCCAGGCCCUGACCUUGGUCCUGCUGCUGGUCGCUCCCGUCUGCCCCUCGUCCCCGGAGAGUUCCUGGGUUUCUGCGUGGCAUCCCUCCGGCGAGGCGGCGUCAGGGCGGCCGGCGCGCGCCCGGCGCCAGCUGCCCUUCAGGAACGAGUGGGCGACGUGGAGCGGCUGGUCUGUCUGCUCUCGCAGCUGUGGGAGCGGAGCCUCGGUGAGGACACGCACCUGCAUCACCAGGAACCCAGUGGGCGGGCCGUGUACAGGAGAUCCCCGACAAUACAGGAUCUGCAACACCAAGGAGUGUCCCCCCAGCUCGGAGGAUUUCAGAGAGAUGCAGUGUGCUGCCUUCAAUGACAGACCGUUAGUGGCUGGAAACACCUUCAGAUGGACCACCUUUAAUGGAGGCUCUAACCCCUGUGAACUGAGCUGCCUGGCCCUGGGUCACAACUUCUACUACAACUUUGGCCGUGUGCUGGAUGGCACAGCUUGCGACAAGGAGGGUGGAGCGGUGUGUGUCAACGGACAGUGCCUGAAGCCCGGCUGUGACUCCAUCUUUGGAUCAAAGCAGCAGGAGGAUGCCUGCAUGGUGUGUGGAGGGCAAAACACCACCUGCCUUCACCACAAGAGUGUGUACCAAAGCAACGGUCUGGAGGCAGGCGGGCCUUUUGGAUACAACGAAGUGGCCAUGAUUCCAGCUGGAGCCACUCACAUCCGAGUCACUGAUAACAGCAGGAAUUAUCUAGCCCUCCAGAACGGUCGCUCCCAGUUUGUGAUCAACGGUAACUGGAAGAUCAGCAUUCCAGGCGAGUACAAUGUAGCCGGGACGAAGCUGCUGUACCGGCGCUCGGCAGACACCUGGGAGAGCUUCGAGGUACCAGGACCCACCCAGGAAGACCUCCAUCUAAUGGUGCUGGCGACCGGCAAAAAUCCAGGCAUCGAGUACGAGUACUGGCUGCCACCAGGCCAGUACGCCCUCCACCAUGGGGGGAGGAGUCCAUUGCGUCAAGCUUACCACACUGCCAACUACCUCCCCUGGGAUCAACCCCCCACCACAACCACAACCCCCACCACCACCACCCGGCCUCCUCCUGUCACACCCCGACCCCACUGGUUUUUAAGGCCCGUGAACCCGCCCCGUCGAUCUCCCCAGAACAACCGCCGGCAGCCCCCCCCGCCCCGCCUGGAGCGGCGGGAGGAGAACCACAGAAACCUGCUGCCUCCACCUUCACUUGGAAGGCAUUGUGGGAAAUGUCGGCGAGUUAAAGGACGACGGGAACGCCACAGACAGUAUUGCCAGAAGGACUUUGUUUUCCGGGCCCGAGUCCUCGGGAAGCUGUACAGAGGCGAGGAGACGCGUUACGACGUCCAGAUCAUCCACACAUACCGGAACGGCUUCCGCCUGGAGCACCGCGAGUUCUUGUGGGUCCCUAAUGUGUGUGACUGCCCCCACCUGGAGGAGGGAAAACAGUAUAUACUGAUGGUGCGUCGCCACAUUAACUACGAGCACACGCUGAACCGCAUCCUGCUAGAGGAGGAGAGCUACGUGGUGCCGUACAGACCCAGAGAGGACGAGCUGCUGCGACCGCUCGAAAGACUCUGCAGCAACAGAGGACCCAGACAGCCGGCAGGGCGGACGGGAUGAGCGUAGAGGCCAACACUGGCUCAGUUUCACUUCCCUUAAACUGCAUUCCCUGCUCCUUGCCUUGCUUCCCUUCCUCGCGUCUUAGUCCGUCCCACUGAGGAAGCAUGGGACAGAUGCGAGGAAAUUGUGCAAGGAGAAAGGAAACAAGGAUUGACACGUCCCUUCCUCUGAAGUAGGGCUGCACGAUAUGAUGAAAAAAUGCGAUAUUGUUGUUGAAUAUCGCGAUAACAAUAUUACUUGCAAGAAAUAAACUAUAUUAAAAUGUACUUAGUUCUGCAUUUCUGCUGCUUUCAGUAUUCUUCUAAAAUGCAACAAAUGGCUUGUUGGAUUUAAAACAAACAAAAGGAAAUCAUUUCUAACAUUCCUUUAUUGAACAAAUUAAACAUUGAAUUGAAUUUAAAAGGCACCACUAAAAAAAAGGUUUUCAAGUGCAGUUUUCUGCUGAUAUUUUCUUUCAACCAACACAAAAGAAAUCUCUGCGUGUCCUGCCUUCUAGUACGCUUUCGCAAUAUGUGUAUUGUGCCAUCUGAUAUCGCAAUGACAAUGAUGAAAAAAAAACAACAUAUUGUGCAGCCCUAGUCUGAAGCAUCACAUGAAUUUGUCAGCUCUAUGUGCGGAGUUAGCAACGGCUUUCAGCUGCACGGCUUCCGGGAAGGCUGCUCUCUGCAUCCUCGUUCACUUCCUCAGACAUCCUUCUUCUAGCGUCCAUCCUCGGGGCAGGAGUAAGAGCUUUGAGACAAAGAAGGGCCAGACCGACUUUGGGUUCAACAGAGGAGCAAGUGUGUGUGUGUGUGUGUGUGUGUGUGUGUGUGUGUGUGUGUGUGUGUGUGGUUGUGUGUGUGUGUGUGUGUUGUGUGUGUGUGUGUGUGUGUGUGUUGUGUGUGUUUGUGUGGUGUGUGUGUGUGGUGUGUGCGUGCGCUUGUCUUCAGAGCACGAAGGCGCAUAUCAGCUUUUUUUUUUUUACCUUAAAAACAUCAUCAGACUCCUGUGAUCCAUAUGAUAGGCUGAUGAAUUCCAGAGUGAGGUCACUGGAUCAUGGACCGUCGACACACAGUUUCAGCCUCGUUUCAAACCCGCCCCGUUAAGAAGUCAAAACGACUCCACCUUUAUUUAAAAUCCUGACCAGCUUACUGUAACAUGUAGAGCACUUUAGGUGGAUGCCUGUGCCCACCUUUAAACACAUACCAAAGAGAAGAACAUUGACUGAAAUGGCCUUUUUGUUAUUGCUGUUUUUUUCCACAGCUAGCAUUAAAUUUUUUUAUAUUAUUGUAUUUCUGUGUGUGUGUGUAUGUGUGUGUGUGUGUGUGUGUGUGUGUGUGUGCGUGCGUGCGUAAACCUAAAAGGAAAAUCCACCUCAAAACAUGACGACAAAGAACAACUUAAAUUCUAUUACACUCCUUUUGAUUCAUCCCCAUGUUUCCAGCAGCUUAGUAGACGCCCAAGACGAUUGUGAUUGAUUUAAAGAAAUGUCAAUAAACCAGAGCACAUUUUUCCUCCCAUCCACUAAUGCAGUGUGGACUAGCCAGACCCUCCUCCACAGUGCUAUGGAGGAAGGUCUGGCAAUGCGAGACUGGGAUAACAGCAAAUGUUUCAGUGUUGGGUGUCAGUCCCUUAAUUAGUUAAAGAUCCGAGCCGUCUUUGUAGACCUACCGUAAUAUUAGUCUUGCACAGCCAGACCACCGGCGCUGGAGUAUGGUCGGGCUUAUCGUUCUGGUAUUGGAGGGGGAAAAACACUUUAAACCAAUCGCAAUCCUCUUGGGCGGCGCUAAGGCCCUGGCGCAACGGCGCCUUUGCAAAAUCCCAGCAGAGAUAGCAGAAGGGGCCCGACAUCUGUUGUGUGAGAGACGCGCCAGAUUUCAGGCUUCAUCCCAGCACUGUACAUCCUGUUACCAAGACUACCAUGAUAUAAACCUAACGUAUCAUUAAAUUAUGCCUUAGACACAAGUGUUCAUAUGAUGUGGAACAUUGAGGAUAUGAUUUAAUGAAAUGUCAAAAGGGGAAUUUUUUAGCGAGGAAAAGCGAGUCUAUUUCCACAUCAGAGCUCUACUGCUCCACCACAGUCUGGUGAAAUAGAUCGAAAUGUAAUACCUUUACAUUUUAAAUUGCAUCUAACUUUGCUAUCACAUUAUCUUUCUUUUAAACAACUGUUCCCAGUGCAUGUUGCAGCAUUCAAAUUUGGAUAUGGAGGUGGAUUUUUCUUUUCCUUUUAGUUUUAACUCAAGACAUAGUAACAACAUAUUGCUUCACAAUAUAUUUAUGUUUAAAGAAAAUAAGCUUAUACCAUAACACAAUAACUUGUGUGUCACUUGUUUAACGUCUUUCAUAUUCUCUGUGUUAUAGUGUGUUAAAUAAGGUCUGCUUUGUGAUACUUUAAGUGAAAGAGAUUAUCAAAUAUACAGUAUUUUAUUGCGUGGCACUGAUUAGCUACAAAUAUACUAAAGUAUACUUUGACUAUAAUUGUUUUGAGAGGACUUGCAGUCUGUUGGAUAGUCAGUUAACUUCUGUGCCUUGUGUUAUGCAUUUGAUAUUUAACAAUUCUUCUAAAACCUCAGAUACAUGUGCCAAAAUAUUGUCUUUGUACAUUUUGUCCAGAAAGGGAAUGAUGUCCCA
Molecule: messenger RNA, 4625 nt
Organism: Etheostoma spectabile (orangethroat darter)
Lineage: Eukaryota; Metazoa; Chordata; Actinopteri; Perciformes; Percidae
Gene: adamtsl5
Product: ADAMTS like 5
Exons: 15
Coding region: 345-2015 (556 amino acids)
Biological process (GO): extracellular matrix organization; proteolysis
Cellular component (GO): extracellular matrix
Molecular function (GO): protein binding; metalloendopeptidase activity
Source: RefSeq, a predicted model, not a curated record